Helianthus annuus (common sunflower) is the source of this 1591-nucleotide messenger RNA. RefSeq names its product shikimate O-hydroxycinnamoyltransferase. Gene Ontology annotation, molecular function: acyltransferase activity, transferring groups other than amino-acyl groups. Lineage: Eukaryota; Viridiplantae; Streptophyta; Magnoliopsida; Asterales; Asteraceae. Bases 146 to 1450 code for a protein of 434 amino acids. The record is from RefSeq and is a predicted model, not a curated record. The transcript has 3 exons.
GGUCGAAACGGACCGGUAUUAUAAAACCGGCUUCACAACAAAUUAACACCAACCAAUACAACAUUCUCCUCUUUAAGUUCACCUGACAUUUCAUCGAACACCUGUUGUGCACAAUUUGUUUCCGUUUGUUUCAAGAUUUUUCGAGAUGAAGAUCGAGGUGAGAGAAUCUACGAUGGUGAAACCGGCGGAGGAGACACCGAAAAUAAAUCUAUGGAACUCAAAUGUGGACCUAGUGGUCCCAAACUUCCACACACCAAGUGUGUAUUUCUACCGGCCCAAUGGUGCACCCGACUUCUUUGACCCGAAAGUGAUGAAGGACGCGUUGAGUAGGGCGUUGGUUCCGUUUUACCCGAUGGGCGGGCGGUUGAAGAGAGACGAGGACGGACGAAUUGAGAUCGAUUGUCAAGGUCAAGGUGUGUUGUUUGUGGAGGCGGAGUCGGAUGGUGUCGUGGAUGAUUUUGGUGACUUUGCGCCCACGUUAGAGCUACGGAAACUCAUACCCGCGGUUGAUUAUUCGCAAGGAAUUGAAUCAUAUCCGUUGCUGGUCUUGCAGGUCACUUACUUCAAAUGUGGUGGGGUGUCACUAGGAGUUGGUAUGCAACACCACGCUGCGGACGGGGCAUCCGGGUUGCACUUCAUCAACACCUGGUCCGACAUGGCUCGUGGCCUCGACAUCACCAUCCCACCCUUCAUCGACCGAACCCUUCUACGUGCGCGUGACCCACCGCAACCCGUCUUUGACCACAUCGAGUACCAGCCUGCCCCACCAAUGAAAAAUGCUCCCACAACCACAAAUGACCAACCGGUUCCUGAAACCGCGGUCUCCAUUUUCAAGUUGACUCGAGACCAACUCAAUGCGCUGAAAGCCAAGUCGAAAGAAGCUGGAAACACUAUCAGUUAUAGCUCGUACGAAAUGCUCUCGGGGCACGUCUGGAGGUGCGUGUGUAAAGCCCGUGGCCUUCCGGAUGAUCAGGACACGAAGCUUUACAUCGCGACUGACGGCCGGGCCCGUCUCCGGCCGUCACUCCCGCCUGGCUACUUUGGGAAUGUCAUAUUCACGACUACCCCGAUAGCAGUAGCGGGGGACCUACAGUCGAAGCCUACAUGGUAUGCCGCGGGUAAAAUUCACGACGCGUUGGCGAGGAUGGAUAACGAUUAUCUAAGAUCCGCAUUGGAUUACUUAGAGCUGCAGCCCGAUCUAAAGGCACUCGUUCGUGGGGCCCACACGUUUAAGUGCCCGAAUCUUGGGAUAACUAGUUGGGCUAGACUCCCCAUUCAUGACGCGGACUUUGGAUGGGGCCGGCCCAUCUUCAUGGGGCCCGGUGGGAUUGCUUAUGAAGGGUUGAGUUUUGUGUUACCAAGCCCGGAUAAUGAUGGGAGCUUGUCGAUUGCGAUUUCGUUGCAAGCUGAACAUAUGAAGCUUUUCAGCAAUUUACUUUAUGAUAUUUAAAAAUGAGAGUUUAUGAUCAUAACAAUAUAUACAAAUUACUCAUAAAACCUUUCAUUGUUGUAUGUAAAAUGUCAAUGGAGGCUGAAAAUGUUUUUCAUAAGCUUAUGGGUUUAAUACUAUGAACACCAAAUAUUUGAUUUA